UCGUUCGGGCAAACGAUACAUAUCACGGUAACUGCCGUGUAAUUAUUAAGCACAUCAUUAACGAAAGAAAAAAAAAAGAAAGAGACACGGCUAUGACGUAACUAACUUUUCCGGUUGGAAAACAAACGCUAUUAAUGUAAUUAUGUAAAAAAAAAACAAACUACAAUCAAAAUCAUAAUUGAACAAGAGAAAGUUGGUGGUUUGAGUGAGAGGAAGCAAAAAUUAUUGCAAACUUUUCGCAAAAAUAUAAUGUCUCGAAACCAAAAGUAAAACAAUCGACUGACGCUAUCAUGGCAGAUCCUUAAGACUUAACCAAAACCAUCAUUCGAAAUUCUAGACCAUGAUCUAUUACAAUUUCUCUGAUUCAAGUUCUGAAAGAGAUUUGGAACCUGUUCCCCCCAUGAAUGACAGUAACCAUCCCAAUGACCCGACUCUUUCCAACGAAUUACACGAAAUCGAAAUCUUCGAAUUCUACUACACUCCCAUCCUGAUUUUCCUCGGAACAAUCGGAAAUGCCCUGUCCGUCUACGUCUUUUUUAAAACCAAAUUAAAAAAACUGUCCUCGUCCUAUUACCUAUCCGCCUUGGCCAUAAGCGAUUCUGCAUUCCUGUUGUCCCUUCUGGUAGUCUGGUUGUCCUUUGUGCGUGUGGAUAUCUUCAACAAGGACAUCAUCUGUCAGACCAUCGUAUAUCUGACCACAUUUACCAGUUUUCUCAGUAUUUGGCUGGUGGCCGCGUUCACCGUGGAACGUUUCGUCGCCGUCCGCUACCCUCUUCUUCGUCAAUCGGUGUGCACCACGUCCCGAGCAAAAUUGAUGAUCGGAAUCAUGGUAGUUGCAUCGAUGAUGAUUUAUUCUCCUUACCUGGUGUUCGCGAAGCCGGUCCUGGUGCCCGAAACGGGCAGAGUCAUCUGCAUGAUUGAUAACAAGUGGCAAUUCGCAGCAGGCGUGUACAAUUACGUCGACACCGUGUUGACCUUUGUACUGCCGGUGACCACGAUCGUCGUGCUGAACGGUUGCAUCAGCAGGACGAUCUGGCAAUUAGCGCGGGUACGAAGGACCAUGACCACCCACGGGGUCACAGUGCAAUCGGGUGGCGUGGCCGGAAACGGUAGAGCACGCGGACGGCGUCCCGGGACAUUUGUGAGAAACAACAGGCUUACAUCCAGCCAAUCGACCCAGAACAAGGUCACCAAGAUGCUGCUUUUUGUCUCAACGAUUUGCUUGUGCUUCAACUUGCCCAGCUAUGUGCUCAGGAUCCUUACGUAUGUUUUGGAGAACAAAGUCCUGGAGGAGAAUAAUCACUUCAAGGUACUGAUGCAAUUUAGUCUAAUCCUGUCCUACACGAAUUACGGAAUCAAUUUUGCACUCUACUGCAUUAGCGGACAGAACUUUCGCAAAGCUCUACGAUCAGUUCUCUGCACCAGAUGUCACAGAGACGACACUACUGGUAAUGCCGAAAGCAGAACAAAUUCGAGUGGGUUUUCAGCGACUUCUAGGAAACGACGAGCGCCCUUUUCAACGAACAAUACCCAAGAAAUGACUUUACUGAAUGUCCUCUAAUUGUAAGUUAAAUGUGAUAAAAGUGUUAUAAUAAAUAAUAAAUCUCUAUUAGAUGUA
Molecule: messenger RNA, 1618 nt
Organism: Agrilus planipennis (emerald ash borer)
Lineage: Eukaryota; Metazoa; Arthropoda; Insecta; Coleoptera; Buprestidae
Product: somatostatin receptor type 4-like
Exons: 4
Coding region: 341-1561 (406 amino acids)
Biological process (GO): G protein-coupled receptor signaling pathway
Cellular component (GO): plasma membrane
Molecular function (GO): G protein-coupled receptor activity
Source: RefSeq, a predicted model, not a curated record